GAAACACCGUUAUCUUCUGACUAUUUAAACUAAGGUGGAGAGUGCCUUGGCAUUGUACUGACGAUCCUAUUCAGGAGUUUUCUGAUGGGUACCUACAGUUUUCACGCCUCUUUCCUGGUCUGCCUUGUUGGCAUACACUGUACCGCCGCUAUACGAUGUUUGCGUUGUAAUGACAUCUCACAACCAAGUCAAUGUAAUUUUAUUGAAAACUGCCCUCACGGAGAAAUAUGUGUGACCCAAUCUUACCAAAUUGGAAAUGGGGCAACCUAUUUCAACAUCGGAUGCAUGUCUAAACAGAGGUGUUUUUUGACUUCUCAACAUAACCACACAUCUGUCGUCACUCGGACAGACAACAACAGAACACACAAUGUAUGUUCAGAAUGCUGUUACGGUGACCUUUGUAACGCCGCCGGGUGUGGUACAGAUGGAUUUCCAAAACAGAGGGGACCGGUAUGUUUCAAUUGUCCACAAUCACGUGAUCCUGCCGAUUGUGACGUCAUAUCAGUUUGUCAUCAGGGACAGGUCUGUCAUGUUGAAGAAAUUUACGAGUUCGGCGAUGUAUUCUACAAAACCAGCUGUGUACAGAAUACUGAUCAGCAAUGUGUUUCUCCUCCUGUAUUUAAUCCGGUGGAGAUUGGCAAGCGGUCUACUACACAGGGAAACUGCUUCUCCUGCUGUUCGGAUGACUUUUGUAACACCAAAUGCAAUGUUACUACAACGGCUGUACCAUCAACGACGCCGUUUUCAUCACUGGCGCCAAACGACAACGGUUUCCAGGGCAAGGAGUUUUUCUUGAUGUUUAUGAGGAAUUUUAUGUAUAAUUACGAUUCGAAUUUAAGUGCUAUUGUAACUUUCUUUGCACCCGAUGCUCAAAUCAAGUUGACCACAGCCUAUAAUUCAACAUCAUAUAAUGUAUCUGGCCCUACAAAACACAUCGACAUAGACGCAAACAUGACCAUGCGGGAAAAUGGGAAGUCAAGCAAAGGGAUCAUUCUGACUUCUAACACACCCGUAUCUGUCAGUGCAUCAAGUUUAACUCGAUGUUGUUUAUCGGAAGAUUACAUGACCCUGCCGAUAGAGAGCCUUGGUUCAUCUUAUAUUGUUGGAACGUCCAAACCAAGUCACGAUUUUGGAAGCUCGUUCGCUGUAGGAUCGCCGUUCGACAACACAGUUGUAAACAUCACACUGAGUUCCUCUGGUGUAUAUGGACUUGGUCAGUAUCAAAAGGAGGGGAACGAAAUGACUGUCGUACUGGACAGAUUGGAUACAUUUUACGUUCAGACACAAAACGAUGAUCUUACCGGUACACGUAUCGAGAGCGAUAAACCCGUGGCGGUGGUAUCUGGUAAUCGCUGCACAUUUGGAUUUGAAUUUUGCAACUAUGUCGUGGAGUAUCUACCUCCUGUGUCCACAUGGGGUUUCAGAUUCAUGGUUCCACCCAUCAAGAGCACUAAACGAGGUUACCAGGGUUUAGGCAGGAUCAGGAUUGUCUCGUCGGUUAAUAACACGAAUGUCAAGAUCAGAUAUCAAGACAUUUUUUCAAUCGCAACCAAAACAUAUAGAAUAUCAACAUUUUUAGAUAUAGACACAAUUCCAACAAAGGCGUACACUAUUUCUAGUGAUCAACCUGUACUCGUCCUACUGUUUCCAAUAAGACAAUCUAUCGGGAUGACUUUAGUUCCAUCCAUUAAUCAAUUCUCACACGGGCCAGUUCUCGUCUCUCCUCCUAAUGUAACCUCAAGCUUCGAUAACUACAUCGCAGUCACUAUUCGGACAAAUGACGAGGCGGGUCUACAGCUUCUCGCCGUUAACGGGACGGACUUGCCUAAUUUUGGAUCAUUGAAUUUUCCUGAUGCUGACGGUGAAAUAUAUAGCUUCAUUACGGUAUCCUGUAACAAUACCAAGACGUGUGUUGUCCAACAUACAGACAACAACGUGGCGUUUAGUGUUAUUGUAUAUGGGUUUAGAAAACCCUUCGAAAAGCGUAAAGCGUCUGAAACGUAUGCAUAUCCAGGAAAUCUUAAAUUGUAGCUGUAAUUGAUCACGAAUAAAAAUGUUGCA
Molecule: messenger RNA, 2061 nt
Organism: Mizuhopecten yessoensis (Yesso scallop)
Lineage: Eukaryota; Metazoa; Mollusca; Bivalvia; Pectinida; Pectinidae
Product: IgGFc-binding protein-like
Exons: 10
Coding region: 85-2031 (648 amino acids)
Source: RefSeq, a predicted model, not a curated record